CUUAUCCAGCCCAAUAGAGUCUCUCCCUCUUAGCGAGUUGCUUCAUGAAGAAUAGCCCCAUUUACCAUGCUCUCGUAAUCCGCUGCGCUUCUCCGUAUCGUUGCAUUUUGUAGUUUCUGUGCGAGGAUAUGGUAGCAAUGGCCACUGUCACGAAACCUUUGGCAGGAGCGGCCGUGGUGCCAGUGGCGAGGAGUGUUACAUUGUCUGCUCAAGCAAGGAAAUCAUCUCAAUUGUGGGUAGCGUCGCGGAGGUGCUUGCGACGGUUUAGGGCUGUAGUGAAUGUGGAGAGCAGGGGGGCAAGAGUUGUCGUAAGAGCUUCCGCUGAUGAAAAUUUUGGCAGUGCUGCGGAUGCAGGAGGCAAUAGCAUCGUGCUGGAGGUGGCAGCUCUACCAGAGGAGCCUCAGACGGAAGGAAUUGGAAAUGUAGCGACCACGACUUCCUCCUCCAGGAAGCCUUCGCCUCUGGCGCGGGGAGGAACGUUGGAUGGAGCGCAGGCAGAAGGGAAGGCCCCAGCCGCUGCUACUCUUGGAAAGGUUUCCCCCUUGGUGUCAUCGGGGAAGUUCGAGGAUCCUAGGUGGAAGAAUGGCACUUGGGACCUUUCCCAAUUCACCACGGAUGGCAAGACCGACUGGGACGCUAUCAUUGAUGCUGAGGUGGUGAGGAGGAAGAUUCUGGAAGCUAACCCCGAGUCAUCAAGUAACGAUGAUGAGGUUGUAUUCGAUACGUCUAUAGUUCCUUGGUGGGCGUGGGUGAAGCGCUUCCAUCUUCCAGAGGCCGAGCUUUUGAAUGGUCGUGCUGCCAUGAUUGGAUACGCUGCUGGCUGGUUGGUUGAUGCUGCUACUGGAAUUGGAUUGGUUGACCAACAAAACAGUUUCGUUGGCAAGAUUCUAAUUUUUAUCUCCGUGGUUGGAGUUUUGGCCAUCAGGAAAAACAGUGAUGUGGACAAUCUUAGAACCCUUGCCCAGGAGUCUACUGACUACGACAAGCAAUGGCAAGCAACCUGGAAGGAUGCCAAGGAUUCGGGGACAUCCGGAGGUUUGUAGACGAGGUCUCUCAAAUUUUGCACAUAUGUAUUGUUUAGAAUGUUCAUUGUUUGUGCCAUGCCUUGUUGUCACAAAAAACGGAAAUAAAAAAGGUAUUUUCAAGUUCCGAAUA
Molecule: messenger RNA, 1155 nt
Organism: Physcomitrium patens
Lineage: Eukaryota; Viridiplantae; Streptophyta; Bryopsida; Funariales; Funariaceae
Product: light-harvesting complex-like protein 3 isotype 1, chloroplastic
Source: RefSeq, a predicted model, not a curated record